CAUGAUGGUAUUGUGGGUAUUUUGGGGUCUAUUUUCUGCGUCAUCGAGAGCUCUUGCCACUUUAUUUUGAAAAAACUUCGGGGCGGAAGUGGCCUCGUCGCAGUCCCGCCGCUUGCCGGGUGGGAUCACGCCGCGUCCCGCCGGAUGUUUUGCGUUUUUUCGCCCUCGCGAUGGAAAGAUUCGUGCGCUCCGUCGCAGAGCCGCGGCUCCAGCGGAGGCGCUGACCGGGAGGAGAGCGCGGGCUGAGGAGGACGGCGGCGGCGCUGGGAUGCUUCACCUGCAGCGCCUGCCUGGAUUCCCCUGCAGCGUGAACUAAGAUGCCCCUCUCUUCUGGUGCUCUGAUCGGGCCUGGCGUGGUCCCACUGAGUGGAGCUUUGUGAGAGGGCAGGCCUACUCCAGAGGUGCUGGAUGUCUGCGACAGAUCCAUGGGCCAGAAGGACUAUGGGGAGGCGGGACCAGGCCACAUCCUCGACCUGGGACUGGAUCUGGAGUAUCUCCACGUAGUAGGGGCUGACCGGCAGGCUGGCUGCGCCCUCACACCCCCCUCCAUGAAGGAGCAGGGGGAAGGGGGCGGCAGCGACAGCCCUGCCAACCCUCCUCCAGCAGCCCUUCCUCCAGACCCAGACUGCCAGUCUGUGCCGUCUGCAGCAACCGCGGCGGCCACCAAUUCAGAUGGGGGCGAGGGCGCACCUGCUCACAAUAAGAGCACCCACCAGCCGCUCUGUCGGACCCCGUGUGUGGACCUGGGCCCCGAGGGGCCUCCCGAACCUCCUUCUGGACUUUCAGAGCGACAGCAGGAAUCUCCAUUUGAGAAACCUCUGGAACCUCCAGGCGCCCCCUCCAGAUCCGAGAAAGGGUCAGACGCUGAUGGGAAGGAGUACCGAGCCAAGCUGGAGUUUGCCUUAAAACUUGGCUACUCCGAGGAGACGGUGCGGCUGGUUCUGUCCAAGCUCGGCCCCGACACCCUCAUCAAUGACAUACUGGGAGAACUGGUCAAACUGGGCACCAAAUCCGACACUGAGCAAUCAGGCGUGACAUUGACCUCGACCUCAUCAUCCUCGUCCUCGUCCAGUUGCGGCUGCUCUGAUCUGCUGGACGGCCAGCGGUCGGACUCGCCCUGUCCGUCCGAUUCCAUCUGCGACCAGGACAACCUGCGGCCGAUUGUGGUGGAUGGCAGUAACGUCGCUAUGAGCCAUGGCAACAAGGAGGUGUUCUCCUGUCAGGGCAUCCAGCUGGCUGUUGAUUGGUUCUUGGAGCAUGGUCAUCAGAACAUCACAGUCUUUGUUCCUGCGUGGAGGAAGGAGCAGUCCCGCCCCGAUGCCCCCAUCAAAGAUCAGGAGAUCUUGAGGUGCCUGGAGAAGGAAAAGAUCCUGGUUUUCACUCCCUCACGGCGAGUCCAAGGUCGGCGUGUGGUCUGCUAUGACGACCGCUUCAUCGUCAAGCUGGCGUAUGAGUCAGACGGCAUCAUCGUCUCCAAUGACAACUACAGAGACCUAGCCAAUGAGAAACCAGAGUGGAAGAAAUUCAUAGAUGAGCGGUUACUCAUGUACUCCUUCGUCAAUGAUAAAUUCAUGCCCCCAGAUGACCCCCUCGGGCGUCACGGCCCCAGUUUAGAGAACUUCCUGAGGAAACGGCCCGUCGUACCCGAACAGAAGAAGCAGCCGUGUCCGUACGGAAAGAAGUGCACUUAUGGCCACAAGUGUAAGUACUAUCAUCCGGAAAGAGGCGCUCAGCCUCAGCGCGCCGUGGCUGACGAGCUGCGCGCCAGUGCCAAGACUUGCGUGGUUUCUAAGAACCAGGGGGACGCGGGGCUCGUGAAGAGCCACAGCGUGCCCGCCGGCAGCAUCGAGGCGAAGAAAGGCGCCCCGAAGAGGCAGUCGGACCCGAGCAUCCGAGCUCUGUCCUACAGCGACGCCGAGGAGAAGCUGCUGGCCAAAAGCCGGGCGGAGAGCCAGAAGAGCGGCGUGUGCGGGAGCAGCAGCAGCUCCAACAGCAGCAUCAGCUGCAGCGGGGUGUUGUCGGUGUCCCCGGCGCCGCCGUCCUCGCUGAUCCUCCCGCAGGACCAGCCCAGAGCGGCGCCACUUCUCCCAGCGCCGAGUCACGACCUCUAUCCGCACUGCGAGUCUCCUGACUUGAGCUACUACUCUGUGGCGCGAGCGUAUUCCGGUCUGAGUCUGUCGACUCGCCGCAGCCCAGACUGCCGCUACGGCAACGAUGCAGACCUGCGGCUGGGCUCUGCGGGCUCCGAAUGCAGCAGCGAGAGCAGCAUCAGCUGCGGCAGCAGCUGCGACUCCUACACAGAAAGAUCGUGUCCAGCAUGUCCCCCGGACGCCGUACUCGAGGAGCAUUUUGCCACACCUCACAGCCGAAUUUACCCCCACCACGUGACCCACGAAGGGUGCGGCCUUCAUCCCGCCGAGUACCUGCCGCACAGCAACGCGGCAGGGUCAGGGCCACACAGCUACCACAUGACUGCAGCGUGCGUGCAGAGCUUUCCCCACGACCCGCCUCCGCCAGAAGCUCCCCCAAAGCGCCCCCUGUACCCCCUGCCCCCUCACCUCCAACACCAGCCGCUGGCGGCACGCUCCAGUUGCCCGGGCGACUACCACUCCCUGCACCAGCCCCACCCCCCUGGCUCUCCUCUCGGCCGCUGCUUGGCUCCUCGAGCUGAAAGCGUGUCCGACUCGCAUCUGUACGAGCACCUCUCGGCGCCGCACCACCGCCACCGCCCCAAAACUCUGCCCAGCUGGGACACCUACUACAGGCAGCCAUCGCUGCCGCCCUCCAGGUACGAGCCGGCGACCUAUCAGAGUCUGCCAGACACUCGCCAGUCCCCCUGGCACACGCCGCCGUGGCCACAGGACAGCUACACCCAGCACCACUCCUCCCACCCGGCCCUGCACCCCUCCCCGACUCGCUAUUUAAGCCACGCCCCGCACCCUCCUCCCCACCCAUCCUACCACAGAUCCCACCUGGACGUCCCCUCCCACGGCGCGCCACCCUACGCCACGCAGCACCCAGACUCCCCGGCGCGGAGCCGCUUCGCAGACGUGCGGGAAAAGGUGUACAUCAACCUGUGCAACAUUUUCCCCUCCGAGCUGGUGAGCCGGGUGAUGGCCAGGAGCCCCCACGUCACCGACGCCCAGCAGCUGGCCGCCGCCAUCCUGGCAGAGAAAGCCCAGACGGGGUAUUAGGUAAUCAGAAGGUCACGUGAUCAGAGGAUUUCUCGCAGAAAUCAACGAACCAGACGUUCUUAUGGAGCUAUUUUGGGGCCAUAAAUAUUUGAAACCCAAAUAGAAUAUUUUGAAAAAAAUAUUGGUGUUUGGCCAAAAAUAUGUCAAAUGUCC
Molecule: messenger RNA, 3347 nt
Organism: Oryzias melastigma (Indian medaka)
Lineage: Eukaryota; Metazoa; Chordata; Actinopteri; Beloniformes; Adrianichthyidae
Product: probable ribonuclease ZC3H12C
Exons: 7
Coding region: 426-3194 (922 amino acids)
Cellular component (GO): cytoplasmic ribonucleoprotein granule; nucleus
Molecular function (GO): mRNA binding; RNA endonuclease activity; metal ion binding
Source: RefSeq, a predicted model, not a curated record